UAAUGUUAUCAUAGCAAAAAAAUAUUAUUCUGAAAAUUUUAUUACAAAAAUAAAUUAAUUCACCAUAAUGGAAACGUCUUCUAUUUCAACAUACAAAAAUUAUUUCUAAAAAACAAAAAAAGAUUUUUUUUAUUUUAAAAAAGAGGUGUUUUUUUUUAGAAAAAAAUAUGAUCUAUUUCAAAAUAAAAAAUUAAUACCUUGAAUUGAAAUUGAAUCAUAAUGCAAAACAUGUGACAAGACCACUAACAAAAUUCCAAAUACUGUAGCACAUGGUGGAAUCUUUGCCUCUUCAAAUAGUUAUAUACGUAGUUUUAGCACCUAUUGAAAUUCCUCUAAAGUGCCUCAUGAAAUAGGAUGUCAGAAGCGGAAGACGUUGGUCCACGUUGGGAUAAAUGUAUUGCACAUGCGAUCAAAAGUAUCACAAUCGGCACGGCCCUGGGCCUUGUAGCUUCAACGUUAAUUUUCAAAAGGAAAAGAUGGGCUUUUUUACUUGGAGUGGGUUACGGAAUGGGUGUCGCGUUGUCCGGAUGUGAAUAUGAAGUGAAUCAGAGGGAUCCAAUUCCUUAUUGUGAAGACGAAAGUAAAAAACCAAAAGGAAAGUAAACUCAAGUGUACGGUAAAGUUUGCAGUCCGCUAGCUAACAUGAGUAUGGGAUUGCUAACACUUUUAAAUAUAUAUCGUUAAAUAUGU
Molecule: messenger RNA, 690 nt
Organism: Cimex lectularius (bed bug)
Lineage: Eukaryota; Metazoa; Arthropoda; Insecta; Hemiptera; Cimicidae
Product: MICOS complex subunit MIC10-like
Exons: 3
Coding region: 355-603 (82 amino acids)
Cellular component (GO): MICOS complex; mitochondrial inner membrane; mitochondrion
Source: RefSeq, a predicted model, not a curated record